Molecule: messenger RNA, 5684 nt
Organism: Diuraphis noxia (Russian wheat aphid)
Lineage: Eukaryota; Metazoa; Arthropoda; Insecta; Hemiptera; Aphididae
Product: low-density lipoprotein receptor-related protein 6-like
Molecular function (GO): protein binding
Source: RefSeq, a predicted model, not a curated record
UCGUCACCGGCCAUCACCCACAACACGCUCGUUUGUUUACAGCCGGCGGUGAUAACGUGUGCGUAUGUUGACCAUAAUGAUAAUAUUAUUAUUACAACAAUAAUAAUAUUGAAAUAAAGUCAAGUCGGACGAUUGUUACACGACUCGAAUUGUUCGAGCAGCCGGUUUGGUUCGGACGUUCAGGUGGAGGCUACAUUUUUUUCUCGCCACCCCCGCUGAGUGCCCCACCCACCGCCUGUCACUACGGGCGCAAAUAUUUUCUUUUCUCCCCGUAGCACGCACUCUCGCACGCGCAGGCACCGACCGCACGCACGCGCACGAGCACAAGCAGGCGCGCGUUUUUACCCGCCGCUUUUCUAACGCCGUGUUCGCCGAAAAUAUGAUAGUGGCGAAGACGACGACAACGACGACGACAACGAUUCUAUUACCGCACCGACACGCCGAUGCCGACGACGACGCCGUACGCGCGACGACGAUCCGUCGGCCAAGUUGCUGAUCUGCCGCCGCCUCCACAGCGAAGACGAUGCGCGGCACGACCAUUGUCCCGYCGGACGACCGCCCGUCGUGAACCUUGUGCCGUUGCUGUUGCUGCUGCCGCCGCCGUUGCCGUCACUGCCGAUCGCAACACCACUGCGGACGCUCGGGGCACGGUCGCCACUAUUUUUCCUUCGAUGUCCCGGACACCAGUCUCCAUGAAAUGCGCCAAGAUGUCGCCGUCAUGGAUUUGUGUGAUGCUUUGCUGCACCGUGAUGAUGUCGCUCGUGAAUGCUUAUCCAAAUUUGAUAUAUACAACGUCGAAAGAUAUCCGAAUGGCUAAUAUGUCAAAAUCGACCAGGAUUAAUGUUAUAGUUAAAGAUCUUAUUGAAGGAAGUGCACUUGAUUUCUAUUAUAAAGGAUCUUUGAUAUGCUGGGCUGAUCAUGGUCAAGAAUCUAUUCAAUGCGUAUCUUACAAUGGAACUCAUGCUAGUAACAAAGUGGCAAUAUUAAAUACUGGUAUUAUUACACCAGAUGGUUUAGCUUGUGACUGGCUUACUAAAAAAAUAUAUUGGACUGAUGGAGAUACUAAUAGAAUUGAAGUAGCAUCAUUAGAUGGUAAAUAUAGAAAAGUGCUUUAUUGGGAAGAUAUUGAUCAACCACGUGCUGUAGCUUUAGUUCCUAUGGAUGGCAUUAUGUUUUGGACGGAUUGGGGGGAAGUUCCAAAAAUUGAACGUGCAGGAAUGAAUGGAGAUUUAUCUACACGAAAAGUCAUAGUUAGUGAUAACAUAUUUUGGCCAAAUGGCUUAACUAUAGAUUUUCAUACCAAACACAUCUACUGGGUUGAUGGAAAACUUGGUUUUAUUGAUAUAAUGGAUUAUGAUGGGAGAAAUAGAAAAACUAUUCUUGAAAAAGGAAUACCAUAUCCAUAUGGUAUAGCUCUAUAUCAAGAUAGACUAUAUUGGACUGAUUGGAAAACAUGGUCGAUUCAUGUAGUAGAUCGCAGAGGAGGUGGAAAUAGCCGUGAAAUUAUACAUAGUAAUAAUGUACCAAUGGAUAUCCGUGUAUGGAAUUCUGCUCGGCAGCCAGAAAAAAUUACUCUGUGUGAUAAGAAUAAUGGAGGUUGUUCAGAUUUGUGUCUUCUUUCACCCAAUUCCCCUGGAUAUUCAUGUGCUUGUUCCACUGGAAUAAAGCUUUUAGAUCAUCAUAAUUGUGCUGAAGGUGUCCAAGAAGUUUUGUUUCUUGUACAAAAAACUGAUAUCUAUCAAAUAUCAUUAGAUUCUCCAGAUCAUACUAUUAUGUCUAUACCUCUUACUGGUUUAGCUCAUGCUAUUGCCAUUGAUUAUGACCCUGUUGAGGGGUAUAUUUAUUGGACUGACGAUGAAAUUAAAAUGAUUCAACGAGCAAAAAUGAAUGGUAGUAAUCAAGGAGUUGUUAUUUCAAACGAGAUAUACCAUCCAGAUGGAGUAGCCAUUGACUGGGUUGCAAGAAACUUAUAUUGGACAGAUACAGGAACAGAUAGGAUUGAAGUUGCUAGAUUAAAUGGGAAACACAGAAGAGUUAUAGUUGCUAAUGAUUUGAUAGAACCUCGAGGUGUUGCUGUAGCACCUGAAUUAGGUUGGCUAUUUUGGUCUGAUUGGUAUGACAAACGACCAAAAAUUGAGCGCUCCAAUUUAGAUGGAAAUGAAAGAAUAGUAUUACUUAAAGAAGAUUUAGGAUGGCCAAAUGGAAUAACUUUGGAUAUUAGGUCGAGAACCCUUUAUUUUUGUGACGCUAAAACUGAUAGAAUAGAAGUUGUUGGUAUGAAUGGAGAAGACCGUAAAGAACUCGUGAGUGAAAAUUUGCCCCAUGUCUUUGGUUUGACUCAAUUGGGCGAUUACCUUUAUUGGACAGAUUGGCAGCGUCGUACAAUUGACAGAGUUAAUAAAAAUACUGGAUCUGAUCGAAAAAUUAUCAUAGAUCAAUUACCAAAUUUAAUGGGUGUUAAAGCUGUGAACUUAAAAGAGCCUCUUAAUGGCAACCCAUGCGGUGAUAAUAAUGGAAAUUGUAGUCAAUUUUGUUUUUAUAAACCUAAAGGCUACUACAUUUGUGCGUGUGAAAUAGAUUAUGAAUUGGCUAUGGACGGAAAAACUUGCAUAUUGUCUGAAACAUUUCUACUAUUUACUCGAUUCGAACAUAUUGGUAUAUUAAGUACUGAAAAUAGUCAUUAUUCAGAUGUUAUUCCUAUAGCUGGAUUGAAAGAAGCUGGUGCUGUCGAUGUUGAUAUCAAGAAUAAACGAGUUUAUUGGACCGAUAUCAGAUUAAAAACAAUUAAUAGAGUUUACUUAAAUGGGUCAAUGGCAGAAAGGAUUAUUACAUUUGGCCUACAAACUCCUGAGGGAUUAGCUGUUGAUUGGAUUGGUGGUAACUUAUACUGGUGUGAUUCUGGUACUAAGCGAAUUGAAGUGUCUAGAUUAGAUGGAACUAUGCGUAAAGUUUUACUUUGGAAUGACAUAAAAAAUCCAAAAAAUUUAUUACUCAAUCCUAAAAAGGGGUUCAUGUAUUGGAGUGAAUUUGAUGGAAUUACUGGUUCAAUUCAUAAAUCAUCAAUGAAUGGUGAAGGGAAACAUUGUUUGAUAAAUAAAAUUGGUAGAGUUAUAAGUAUUACUUCAGAUUAUGACAGUGGUUUGAUUUAUUGGACAACAUUGACACCAAAUAGUGGAUCCAUUGAAAGUAUUGAUUUGAACGGAAGACGUCAAAGUAAAAUAGUCUCUAUACCUUUUGGUAGUUAUCCUUCUGCAAUAACAUAUUUCAGGGGUUCUUUAUACUGGUUAGAUUGGACGAAUGGUACUUAUUUCCAAGUCGAUAUUCAAAGUGGUAUAAUUUUAAAGCAAACUAAAAUAAACUUGGAUCAUGUUACGGAUUUGAUAACCUAUGAUAAAUUAAGUCAAACCGGAACAAAUCCAUGUGCUAUAAAUAAUGGAGGAUGCCAACAAUUGUGUCUUGUAAAAGGAUCAAACAAAGAUAAUGAACCAUUGCCAUAUCACUGUUCAUGUGAAACACAUUUCACAUUAUUUAAAAAUAACACUUGCUCUGCACCAAAUAGUUUUUUGAUUGUGGCGCAAAAAACGACAUUUUAUAGAGUGGUUAUGGAUAUAGACGAUUCUUCUGAUUCUUCACUUCCCGUCAUAGGAUUGAAAMAUGUAAAAGCAGUUGAAUAUGAUCCAAUAUCACACAUGAUUUAUUGGAUUGAUGGUAGAACUCAAAUGAUUAAACGUUGUCAUGAGAAUGGUUCUAAUCCAAAUAUGUUUAUUGGAAACAAUGGAAAUGCUUACAAUUUAUAUGAUCUUGCCUUAGAUCCAUAUAAUAGAUUAUUGUUUUGGACUUGUACUAUAACAGAUACUAUAAACGUUACUCGUUUAACAAAUAGCAGUUUCCAAGGAUCUAUAUUUAAAAGUUUUGAUGGGGAAAAACCAAGAAAUUUGGCAAUUCAUCCCGAGAAAGGUUAUAUUUAUUGGACUGAUUUGGGAAGUCAACAUAGAGUAAUAAGAUCCCGCAUUGAUGGUCAUCAUAGAGUUAUCAUUGCCUCAGAUUUAUUAUCUCUCGAAGCACUUACAGUUGACAGAGUACAAAAUAUGGUUUAUUUUUCGUAUUCAAGUAAAGUAGAUGUUUGUGAUCUUCAUGGUUAUCAGAGGAAAACGUUGAUUUCAUUUGAUGGUGCACAAAUCACUAAUAUAGCUGUUCUUGGACCAUAUUUAUAUUGGAUUGAUAAAGAAAAACAAGCAAUAGAAAGAGUUAAUAAAUCCACUGGUUUUGUAAGUGAAGGAGGCACUGUCAUGAAUCAAACUCCUCAUUUAAUAGACAUAAUCGCUAUAUAUAUUCCUACUCCAGAGAAUUUAGCAUCGCAUCCUUGCAGUGCAAUGAAUAAGCAUGGUCAGUGUUCACACUUGUGCAUUGUCACUGGAGUUAACGAGAGUACGUCCAACAACCAUCAAUGCUCUUGUCCCAUAGGUCUUAUAAUGAGUGACCGCCAAUGUGUGAAUGUACCAGUUUGUGGCCCUGAACAAUUUAUUUGCAAUUCACUGAGUGCCGAGUGUAUGCCAUUGAUAUGGCGCUGUGAUGGCCAAACAGACUGCCACGAUGGUUCAGAUGAAGUCAAUUGUUCAGAGUGCAAUAUACAUCAGUUUAAAUGUUUAGAUGGCCAUUGUAUAGAUAAAAACUGGGUGUGUGAUGGUACUAAACAGUGUUCUGAUGGUUCAGAUGAAUCUCGGUGCUGUGAAUCUGGAUUGCUUUCAAAUGAUAGAUAUCAAUGCAUUUCUAAUGGUGCAUGCAUACCGGUUAAAGAAGUGUGUGAUGGUUGGAAACAUUGUAUCGAUGGAUCUGAUGAAACUUAUUUGGCUUGCUCAUUGAUUAGAAAUGUGGGCCAUACCACAAGCUCCACUAACGAUAAAUCAUUCAAAGGCACAUUGUUUUUCACAAUAAUUUUCUUUGUAACAGUAUUCAGUUUGUUGUUAAUCAUAAUAUAUCGUUGUGCUAAAAGUGAUCUAGACCAUACUCCAAGUCUAACUAGCAAUAAUAUAGUUACAUACACACCUAUACAUAUUCCCAGGCAAUAUUCUUCAACAUCCGCUUAUACGGCUAUGCAUAAUGGAACACAUGUUGACUUAAUCUCACCGUCAAACUGUAGCCCCCUUAAUCCACCACCAAGUCCUACAACCACACUAACAAUGCAAACAAAUGAUUACAUCCGAUCAAAUCAAUACUUGCGAUAUGAUGAACGUUACGAACCUCCUUGCCCGACAUUGUGUUCACAAACUGAUUUGCCCACCGAUAUUUAUGAUGAUUCAGAUUUUGCAUUACCUCUUGAACCAUGUCCUCCACCUCCUACUCCUCGAUCACAUUCGCCAUCAUCCAGCACUUAUUUUAGCCCAAAUGCACCGCCCCCAUCACCUAAUAGCUGUAAAAGGCUUUGUUGAAUAUUUAUUUUUAAUAAUCAUUGAAUUUUAUUAAAAUUUUGUAAAUUGUUGUUUUAUUCAUUGUUUGUAACAAUUUUUAGAAUGCAAUAUGUUUGUUCUAUUUAUCAUACACACUAUGAUAAAUUGAUAUCCUACUUAGGUUAAGUUUUUAAAAUAAUAUUGUAAGCGUUUUUAAAUAACUAAGUUUAUUUGUACAUAUAUAUUUUUAUUUUGUGACCUGAGCAUUGCCAUAACAACAAAUGAUUAUUUUUAAGA